AUGGAGUGGACGCUGUGGCACUUGGACAACGAGUCACAUCGUCAGCAAAAGAUGUUGUAUGUGAUCAAGGUACUUGACUUGAACGGUAUGGGAUCAGAUGGCCGUAAGGUCCCUAUCUUCGUUCCAAAAAUGAAAGAGUUCUUGAUUGGAAUGAUGCAGUCGAUGCAGCACCCAUAUUGCGAACACGAUGCCUGCUUCAUUAUGCUCAAUGCACCGUUUGUGUUUCGCCUGGUGUGGGGUGUAUUCUCGCUGAUGAUGACUGCUAAGCAGAAGAGCAAGGUGAUCAUGCUGGGGAGCACGUCCGACAAGAAGGCGCUGGACCGGCUGCUGCAGCUGGUCCCUGCAAGCAUGCUCCCACAGGAACUCGGCGGCGAGCGCCGGGGCCUGCAGAACCUGUAUCCGCCAGCUCCCGCGAGCGAGAUUCCGGAGUGGAUCUCCAGGAUGCGUUCCAUACAGAUGUGGCCUCCGUCUCCGCUGCCCGCCGCCGUGCUCCACCCGGGCGGCCCCGGGGCCGGGGCCGAGGGCGAGCCCGGGGCCGCCGUGCCACCGCCCGCCGCGCUCGCCGCGGAGGCAGCAGAGGGAGGUGCAGAGAUGCCUGCGUCAGCUGCCAGGGCGCCCACCGACUGCUCCACGCUCGCCGUGGCGGGGGACAACUCCAGAGCGUCGGGGAGGGCGACCACUGCGUCGACUGCGAGGGCGCCCACCGAUUGCUCCACGCUCGCCGUGGCGGGGGACGCGAGAGCGGCCACCGACUGCUCCACGCUCGCCGUGGCGGGGUGCGUCGGUGCCUCCGUCUCGGCCCGGGCGGGGGAGUCCGAGGCAGCGGAGGCGGCGGAGAGCUUGUCCGCUUGGGUCCUGCAGGACGUGCUGCGCCUGAACCCGGAGCUCGCCAGGAACAAGGCCAUCGCCGCGGAGGAGCGGCGCUCCGUGAGCGUCGUGUCCAUGGCCGACAGCGGGCAGGCGUUCCAGAAGGAGGACAUGCUGCGGAGCCGUGGCCUCAACGUGCAGGUGGUCUCGGAGGCUGGACUGCCGUGCGAGCGGAGCAGGCCACCGCAGUGCUCUACGUACAGCGAGCUCUUCCAGAAGUGUCUGCGCGGCACUGCGGAGAUCAUGCCUAGGGGGCCGCCGCCGGCAAUCAUUCCGCCCAGCGGCAAGUCCAGGAGGCUGAAGAUGCAGGGCAAGGAGGCCGCCGAGAGGCGGAACCCGGCCCAGCACGGCGGAACAGGCGACCUGAAGAGGAUAGUUGAGAAGCAGAUGGACUUGAACCACCUGGUGAGCGUGAGGCGCAGCCUGAUGGCUGCUCCGGAGGAUCCUCCAGAGCUGGAGAGGCAGCAGAGCCGCCUGUCCGACCUCGUGGUGAUGGUCGCCGAGAAGGCGAAGGGCGACGGCCUGAUCUCGUCGAUGAUCUCGGAGGCUCCGACGAGGCGCGGCUCAGUGGACGCAG
Messenger RNA from Prorocentrum cordatum, 1444 nucleotides. The record is from the annotation of a GenBank genome assembly. NCBI's taxonomy places the organism in Eukaryota, Dinophyceae, Prorocentrales, Prorocentraceae.